Messenger RNA from Perca fluviatilis (European perch), 2680 nucleotides. It is a transcript of the gene adck1, whose product is annotated as aarF domain containing kinase 1. Gene Ontology annotation, cellular component: mitochondrial inner membrane. Lineage: Eukaryota; Metazoa; Chordata; Actinopteri; Perciformes; Percidae. Bases 260 to 1816 code for a protein of 518 amino acids. The record is from RefSeq and is a predicted model, not a curated record. Gene Ontology annotation, biological process: lipid homeostasis; mitochondrion organization. The transcript has 12 exons.
AGGGCGGGACAUGCCUUCGCUAUCCUAGGAAACGCGAAUUCGCCUGCACGAGGAUACUCUUGGGUCGAAGUGUAGUUUUAAAUCAUAAAAUCAUCAUAAAAAGCGAAAAUCAAGGGGGACAUAACGUUACAUUAUUAAAUUAACGCAUACACCCGGACUGCAUUGAUUGGAAACAUAAAGAAUGCUUCGCUCUGACGUCGAACACCAGCAAAGAGAAACAGAACAGGACAACGCGCGUGGACCCUAAAAAGUGCUUCUGAUGGCUGGUCAACUCCUCAAAGUAUCCUCUCUGGCCACAGCAGUGUUUGCCUCCUCUGGGUUUUACCUCUACAACAGACAGCUGAACCUCAAUGACCUGACUGUCAUUCGCUUCGGGCGAGCUGCAGCCACCACGGCGGUCAUCAGUUUCAACUAUCUGACUGCCUUUAAACAUGUGGAAUAUGGCACAGAGGAGUACUGGGCACUCAGGUCCAAGGUGCAUCUGAGGUCGGCGGAGCGUCUUCGAGACUUGUGCUGUGCCAACCGGGGUACUUUUAUCAAGGUGGGCCAGCAUCUUGGUGCUCUAGACUACUUGCUGCCUCAGGAGUACACAUCCACACUGAAGGUGCUCCACAGCCACGCUCCUCAAAGCAGCAUGGAGGAGGUCAAGCAGGUCAUUAGAGAAGACCUCAGCAAGGAGCUGUCAGAGUUAUUUGUCUCCUUUGAAGAGAAGCCUCAGGGUGCAGCCUCCUUAGCCCAGGUCCACAAGGCAGUGCUGCAUGAUGGGAGGACAGUGGCCAUCAAGGUCCAACACCCUAAAGUCCAGAGACAGAUGUCCAGGGACAUAGCGGUGAUGGAGGUGCUGUUGAGGGCGGUCCAUUGGCUCUUCCCAGACUUUGCCUUUAUGUGGUUGGUGGAAGAAGCCAAGAAGAACAUGCCGCUAGAGCUGGACUUCCUUAAUGAAGGACACAAUGCUGAGAGGCUGGCCAAAAUGCUGGCCCACCUCCCCUUUCUCAAGAUUCCCAUCAUCCAUUGGGAUAUGUCAACAAAGAGGAUCCUGACCAUGGAGUUUGCUGAAGGGGGGCAGGUCAACGACAGGGACUACAUGAAAAAACACAGCAUUAAUGUCAACGAGAUCUCAGAGAACCUGGGUAAGAUGUACAGUGAAAUGAUCUUCGUCCAUGGCUUUGUACACUGUGACCCACACCCUGGCAACGUGUUGGUCCGAAAGUGUCCCCAGAGCAAGAAGACAGAGAUCAUCCUGCUUGAUCACGGCCUUUAUCAGGUCCUGCAGUCAGACUUCAGGUUGGACUACUGUCGGCUGUGGCAGGCUCUGAUUAAAGGUGACAUGUCCGGGGUGGAGCGUUACAGCCUCAGACUGGGAGCUGGAGAUCUUUACCCUCUGUUUGCCUGCGUGCUCACCGCUCGCUCCUGGGCAGCCAUCAAUGUCGGCAUCAGUUCUGUGUCUGUCACACACUCUGAGGAUGUUGAGAUACGGACCAAUGCGGCUCUAUACCUCCCACAGAUCAGCGAGCUGUUGAAUCGAGUGCCCCGGCAGAUGCUGUUGCUGCUGAAGACCAACGACCUGCUGAGGGGAAUUGAGACGACCUUACAGACCAGAGCCUCCUCCUCGUCCUUCAUCAACAUGUCCCGCUGCUGCAUUCGUGCCAUGGCCAGGCAUAAGAGGAGUAAGGCUCAGUCCAGGAGGAGGCAUCUACAGAUCACACUGGCAGAGUCUCUCAACCUGUGGAGACUCACUAUGUAUGAACUGCUUCUGUGGGUGAAGGGCUCCACGUUGGGUCACUGGCUCACUGCUCUGCUGGCAUUUCUGCACUGAGACACAUCUGGACAUUGCACUGGGACAUUAACAACAGGCUGGCUGUUGUCUCUCAAGGGUUUUGUAAUGCACUGCAGUUUAACACAUUUUGAAUAUGUGCUCAAACACCCACACACACACACACACACUAAAGAUCCACUUCUGUUAAUAUGUUAAUAAUACAGUAUAUAAUAUAUAUAUAUAUAUAUAUAUAUAUAUAUAUAUAUAUAUAUAUAUAUAAGGUCUAACUAAAUACAAGUGUAAGGUGUGGAAAUCAGUAACACCAGUAGUGUUCAUGUGGAUGUGUGUAAAAUGUGUGUAGGAUGCUGUAAUGCAAAAAGGAACAGAACUUUUAUUUCCUGUUGACCCAGGUGCUCCAAAUUGCACUGCAUCAGCUGAUACCUUUUUUUUUUUUAACAUAGUUUUGUGUAAGUCAUACACAAAGGUACCAGAGUGCACUGACAAGCAUGCAACAGGUGCAGGUGGUCACAGGAUGCAAUUCACCUUUUUCUUUUUGUCUCAUGACCAAAUAGGCAAAUUCAGGCACACUAUGUACCAACAACGUGAUGAAGGCUGCUGCCCUCAUGAAGAAAAAAUCUAUGUGAGAGGACUUUUUGACUUUUAGUCACUGUAGAUCUGAACUGUAGUGUUCCUGCCUGGAUGAUGUUAGAUGUUUCAGUCUCUUUAUUAUUAUAAAUUCUAUAAGUGUUGUCACUCUGAUCAGAAAUAGUUAUUUCUUUUUUUUCUUAACAGCUGCUCCUGAGACAAAAUUUGGCAGGUAGUUGCGCACCAACCCCAAUUUGUGACACAGUCAGUUAGACUGUGAUUGGUCUAAAAGUUAACACAACUGAUUUGUGGCUCUGCAUAAAGGUUCUUCUCUCUGGC